CGGCUGAACGCCUCUGGGAUUUCUCCCCAAAACAAGGAAGAGGUCCGAGUAGGGUAGCUGACACUUUUGUUUUGCUUCAAGGCGAAAUCCUCCUGCAAAACUGCUACAAUUGCGGUUGUAACGCAUUUAAGCAGUGCGCCUGCUGCAUAGUAGCGGCAAGCAACAGCGCCAACGCGUGAGAGCUCGUCUAGGCGAUGGGGUCGGUGCUAAGCGGCGACGGACGGGAGACGGCGAGGACGCCGGAUGUUAGCAACCCCCAAGGCAGUAUUCAGUUCCCACAACCGUCAGACCGAGCGGGAUGCGUGGAAAAGCAGCAAAUUCCCUCUUUCGAGUGCGCCAUCUGCUUGGAAGUGUUCGACCAGCCUGUAAGGACCAAAUGCGGCCACGUAUUUUGUCACAUUUGUAUUACCACAUGUUUAAGAAAUCAUACAUGGACAUGUCCAUAUUGCCGAGCCUACCUACCUUCUGAAGGGAUUCCAGCAACCGAUAUUAUCAAAAUGAUGAAAAAUACACACCAAAACUGUACAGAAUGUAAAACACAGGUAUGCCUUAGUGAAAUGAGAGCUCAUUUGAAGACUUGUGACCAAUAUAUAGAAAAAUAUGGGCCUCUACAAGAAGUUGCAUACCCUGAAACAAGGUAUCCUUGUCCUUUCUGUCAGAAUGAACUGGAUGAAAAUGAUCUCUUGGACCAUUUUCUCACUUUUCACAGAACUGAAAGACGACCAGUGUACUGUCCAAUCUGUCGUUUACUACCUGGUGGCGGUCCAAGUUACUACAUCAGAAAUUUUAUAAGGCAUCUUCAGCUGAGACAUACAUUUUAUUAUGAAGAUUAUAUUGACAUAAAUAUUGUAGAAGAAGUUCUCAUUGAAAGAGUUCUGGAUCGAUCAGUUUUGGACUAUGUACAUGUGAAUAAUCCAGGUACUGCAUGAUCACCAACAAUUCGAAGAGAAGACAAAUGGAUUACAUCGUGAAUUAAAGCACUGGUUGUUUAUGCUGUUAUUAACUACCAUACAAAAAUUUUUGAAUUUUAAAUAUUUCAUAUGUGAAACAUUCCAUUUCAAGUAUGAAACAAUUGUUCUGACCAUUCUAUUUAAAACUAUAAAUUUCAAGUUCAAAAUGAGAUAUUUCAAGAAUGAAACUUGGUGUAUCAAUUUCCUUGUCUGUAAUUCAUUUCUAUAAUUAAUAAUUAAGUUUCUAAACUCCAUUAUUUUUCUUAAACAUAUAUAAACACUAGCAUCAAACUAAUCUUAAUUGGUUGUGAAUUACUGAGAUUGAAUGCAUACCAGAAAUCUUCUCAAUGUAUAGCUUGAGUUCUGCCAUUAUUCAUUAAUUUCAGAUUUGGAAAACCUAUCUUUAAACACUUUCAAGAAAUCUGUUUGUCUCUAAUCAUUAAUCCUAUAUGUAUAUGGUACUACACAAGCCAAUCAUGGAAUAAGAUCUUAAUGAAGAUCAAUUAGUAUCCAGAUUUUUAUACCACCACGAUGUAAAAUGACAGCCAAUCUCAUUGUACACAUGUACUCUGAACAAUGAAGGUAAUAAUUUAAAAAUAUUCAGAGGAAGUUCUAAGAGCAAAACAUAUAUUUACAGAAAAUUUUAAAUUUGCUCUAAACAAGUUGGCAAGCUAGAAAACUUGCUAUAAUUCUAAUUCAUUCUUAUCCUUUAAUUUCAACAUUAGGAAAAUAUUUGUUUUUCAAAAUAAAC
Messenger RNA from Notechis scutatus (mainland tiger snake), 1701 nucleotides. It is a transcript of the gene RNF125, whose product is annotated as ring finger protein 125. Gene Ontology annotation, biological process: ubiquitin-dependent protein catabolic process; protein polyubiquitination. The record is from RefSeq and is a predicted model, not a curated record. Gene Ontology annotation, molecular function: ubiquitin protein ligase activity. NCBI's taxonomy places the organism in Eukaryota, Metazoa, Chordata, Lepidosauria, Squamata, Elapidae. Gene Ontology annotation, cellular component: VCP-NPL4-UFD1 AAA ATPase complex.